Molecule: messenger RNA, 480 nt
Organism: Lindgomyces ingoldianus
Lineage: Eukaryota; Fungi; Ascomycota; Dothideomycetes; Pleosporales; Lindgomycetaceae
Exons: 9
Coding region: 1-480 (159 amino acids)
Source: RefSeq, a predicted model, not a curated record
AUGCUAGUAUCGGGGUGGUGCUGCUGGCGCCGAUUGAUUGGUGAUGCUGCUUUAGGUCCCGAGAGGGUGAAGCAGAUGGGGCGGUGGUGCUGCUGGCGGUCCCGAGAGGGUGAAGCAGAUGGGGCGGUGGUGCUGCUGGCGGUGCAGCUGAUUGGUCGGAUGCCUGCUGCCUCAGGGCUUCUGAUCAGUGAUCAGUACAAUAGAGCUCCAAGCUCUCUUCCGUUGUACGGCACAGGGCUCUUUAAGAGGCGUUGGGGUACCUGGCCUAACCAGGAUUUUGCGGUGGUUGUCGGCGAAUCAAGCACACAGGCUGAUCGCUCAUUUAACCCUGAUAUUAUGUCGCCGUCCUCCGGCCGAAAUGGGCACUGUCUCUACUACCGUAUGGAGCUGGGGAAGCAUGGCAGAGUAGGAGGCGAAGGGUUUUCGCGAGAGAAAAGCUUGCGCAGCGCCAAGGCGCUAGCGCGCUCGCUUAACCCUUAG